CAUAGAGACAAUUCUCUGCCACUGCGCCACCGUGUGGUACACCAGCUGCACAGCAGAGAACCGGAGAGACUUGGCCCGGGUUGUUAAAACAGCGCAGAGGAUCGUAGGAACCAAGCUCCUGACUCUGGACACAGUACAUGCUAGCCGUCUACACAAGAAGGCUAGCAACAUCAGCAAGGACCCAACCCACCCAGGUCACAGUCUGUUUGUCCCCCUGCCAUCGGGGAGAAGCUCAGUCGAUGAAGAUGGAGUCCGUGGAGGUUCAGCAGGGAGUGGAGACUGCUGUGACUGAGACAGAGACCCAGCACAUCACCCAGGCACAGCUCGCUACUCUGGCACAGGUAACCAUGACAACAGGGCACGCCUCAGCUACAGGUCCCACGGUAACGCUGGUACAGCUUCCAAACGGACAGACGGUUCAGGUCCACGGUGUGAUCCAGGCCGCACAGCCCUCUGUCAUCCAGUCACCACAGGUCCAGACUGUGCAGAUCUCCACCAUAGCAGAGAGUGAGGAUUCACAGGAGUCCGUAGACAGUGUCACUGACUCUCAGAAGCGACGAGAGAUUUUGUCACGACGCCCCUCAUACAGGAAAAUCCUGAACGACCUUUCGUCGGACGCACCGGCCGUCCCUCGUAUCGAGGAGGAGAGGGCCGAGGAGGAUUUGACCGUUGCCGCCGCCACACAUUCCAUCACCACUGUCACCAUGCCCACGCCCAUCUACCAGACCAGCAGCGGCCAAUACAUUGCAAUCACACAGGGUGGAGCCAUUCAGCUGGCUAACAACGGCACAGAUGGAGUCCAAGGCAUCCAGACUCUGACCAUGACCAACGCGGCAGCAGCCACCCAGCCCGGAGCCACCAUCCUCCAGUACGCCCAGACCAGCGACGGCCAGCAGAUACUGGUUCCCAGUAACCAGGUGGUGGUCCAAGCUGCCUCCGGUGACGUCCAGGCCUACCAGAUCCGAGCGGCCCCCACCAGCACCAUCGCCCCCGGGGUGGUCAUGGCCUCAUCCCCUGCCCUGCCCGUCCAGGGCGCCACCGAGGAGGUCACACGCAAACGGGAAGUCCGCCUCAUGAAGAACAGGGAGGCAGCGCGUGAAUGUCGCAGGAAGAAGAAGGAGUAUGUUAAAUGUCUGGAGAACCGAGUGGCUGUCCUGGAGAACCAAAACAAGACACUGAUCGAAGAACUUAAAGCCCUCAAAGACCUUUACUGCCAUAAGUCUGAGUAGUUCAAGUCUUGAACGCCGAGCCCGGCCGAGUACCAUUUCACUUCUCUUCAAAGACUGGCUGGCCUUCCUCUUUGCACACGGCUGGCCUACCCAGUCCAGCUUCUACUACCUUCUCUUCAGCAGACUGUCAAUAAGGAUUCAUUUAAAAAUACACACAAUCUUUCCGAUAUCAGUACACUAAAAUAGCAGCUACAAUCCAGCUGCUGA
Messenger RNA from Anoplopoma fimbria (sablefish), 1436 nucleotides. It is a transcript of the gene creb1b, whose product is annotated as cAMP responsive element binding protein 1b. The transcript has 8 exons. Bases 138 to 1229 code for a protein of 363 amino acids. Gene Ontology annotation, molecular function: DNA-binding transcription factor activity, RNA polymerase II-specific; protein binding; cAMP response element binding. The record is from RefSeq and is a predicted model, not a curated record. Gene Ontology annotation, biological process: regulation of transcription by RNA polymerase II. Lineage: Eukaryota; Metazoa; Chordata; Actinopteri; Perciformes; Anoplopomatidae. Gene Ontology annotation, cellular component: nucleus; ATF4-CREB1 transcription factor complex.